Messenger RNA from Caenorhabditis bovis, 2850 nucleotides. NCBI's taxonomy places the organism in Eukaryota, Metazoa, Nematoda, Chromadorea, Rhabditida, Rhabditidae. The record is from the annotation of a GenBank genome assembly.
AUGGCCGUUUGGGGCAAUUAUUACCGCGCAAUUAUCGUGCUCAUCGGAUUUCUGUGCCUCGUAUCGGUUUGCUCGAACUACAUCAUUAUCAAUUUCACCUUUAUUUGUAUGAAACAAGAUUUGAAUGAUGCUGUUGAAAACAAUGGGACUCUGAAAAGCAUUUACGAUUAUACAAGUGAUGAGAAAAAAUUGAUAUUAUGGGCUGUCGCUGCUGGAACAAUCGUCGGAACAUUCCCAAUAAACGUGUUGUACGUGCACUUUGGAGCCAAAUUGCCAUUUUUCUUGGCGGGAGUCCUCUCGGCAACCACAACUGCUUUAACACCUUGGGCAGCUCAUGCAAAUUUCCAUUUUCUGCUUUUUCUUCGAUUCUUACAAGGCGUCGCUUAUUCUGCCGAUUUUGCCGCAAUUGGAGUCAUCAUCGCAAAAUGGGCUCCUUUGAAGGAAACUGCAAUAUUCAUUGCGAUUUUGACAUCCUUUUCCUCAAUUGCUUCAAUAAUCACUAAUGGAGUAAGCGGAGUGAUAUGUGAGUCGUCGUUGGGAUGGAAAUGGUCGUUCUAUUUCCAUGCGAUUGCUUGCCUAGUUGUAUUCACAAUUUGGCUCAUCAUCUAUGAGGAUAAUCCGGCGAUCCAUAGGAAUGUCUCAAAAAAGGAAUUGAGCAAGAUUCAGAAGAACAAAUCGGCUGCUCAUUUGGAAGAAAAACCGCAAGUGCCUUAUAAGGCGAUCAUUACGAGUCCGACUAUCCUUUGCGUUUGGUUGUGUGCAUUUACCGAGCUAUCAUCGCUGAUUCUGAUAACCACUUAUGCUCCAAUUUACUUCAGAUUCGUCCUAAAAUUUCCGAUUAAACAGAUCGGUCUUUAUGUCGGAAUAAUUGCUGCUGUCCAUUUGCCACUUCGUUUUGUUUGCGCAUUUUUGAGUGAUAAAACAAAAUGUAUGUCGGAACGAGCCAAAAUCUUGAUCUUCAACACAAUCGCCGUCGGAUUUGUUGGAGCAUCGUUCAGUCUUUUCGGCUAUAUUCCCGAAGAGAAUCGAGUGGCCGCGGUUUUUGUGCUGGCGAUUCUUGAAUGUUUCAUGAGUUUCAAUUGCGGCGGAUUUUACAAAUGCGGCACCCUCCAUGCUCGUCAAUUCUCGCACGUUGUUAUCUCGGCGAUUCAAUUCACCAAAUGCGUCGCUCUUUUCACCGGACCCGCGUUGGUCGCGCAUUUCGUUGAUGAUGAGUCGAAUCAGAAACAGUGGACGCAUGUCUUUAAUGUUGUCGCUGUGUUUAUGAUAGUGGCGAAUAUCCUCUCAUUAUUCUUGUUUACUGAUAAGCCAGCAAAAUGGACAGAUACCAUGGGAAGUGUGGAGUAUAAAGCAAGAUCAUCAUCAUGAGAAAUGGAUCCCGAACAGAACCCGACUCGUCAUAUCAAUGAAAAGGGAAUGAGCAUCAUUGUCACUUCGCUAUUCAUUGUUGGCGAAAUCGCUGGAGCCGGAUUAAUUGCUCUUCCGACAGCAAUGCUCGCUACUGGCAUUGUGGCUGGAGUAUUUCUUCUAUUGGCCGCUUGCAUCGUCUGCGGAUAUACUGCCUUUCUGCUGGCCGACAACUGGACGAUGUUGCAGGAUUUGUAUCCAGAAUAUCGAGAACAUUGUCGAAAACCAUAUCCGUCGAUGGGACAGCGAGCGGUGGGACCAAAAUUUGCCCAUUUCGUCUCCGCUAUUCUCCAGAUUACUCAAUUCGGAACCGCCGUCGUAUUUGUCUUAUUGGCCUCGAAGAAUUUCGAGAACAUUUUGCACGCCAAUUUCGGAACUCAUAUCAGCUUCUGCUACAUGAUCAUUAUCGUCGCGAUGUCCGUGUUCCCUUUCACACUUCCAAAAUCACCCAAGGAUUUUUGGCUGGUUGUAGUCUUCGCCAUGCUGAGCACUUCCAUAUCCGUGUUUCUCAUAUUGAUCGGAUCAUACAUGGAUUCGUCAACGUGCAAACAAGACGUCUAUUAUCCUCCGCUGAAUGUUUCAAAAUCGCUGAUGUCGUUCGGAACAAUCAUUUUCGCGUAUGGCGGCCACGCGGCGUUUCCAACAAUUCAGCAUGACAUGAUAAAACCCGACAACUUCAAGAAAUCGAUUGUUUUAUCGUUUUCAUUAACACUUCUCUAUUAUAUUCCCGUUAGUGUUGCUGGCUAUUUGGUGUAUGGAUCAUCAAUCACUGACUCGAUCAUUCCGUCUCUUCAAAAUGUCACCAUCCAAACAGUCGUCAAUUUGCUCAUCUCUGUUCACGUUGCUCUAGCUCUUACCGUAAUCUUCAAUCCAUUAAAUCAAGAACUUGAAGAGAUCCUCAACCUUUCUCAUGAUUUCGGAAUAAGUCGCGUCGUUUCUCGCGGAUUCGUGAUGCUGAUGGUAGUUUUUGUCGCCGAAACAGUGCCCAAUUUUGGGGUUCUGCUUGAUCUCGUUGGUGGCUCAACAAUCACCAUAAUGGCUCUUGCUCUACCAGUUAUUUUCAAUUUUUCGUUGACAACAAUAAAAAAGAAACGAGAAAUGAAAGGAAAAGAAGCCAACGACGAUACGAUUACAUUAAAAGAAGUGUAUGACACAAUCCCGAAAGUUAAAUUCUUGAUUGGAAUACUUAUCCUACUUAUUGCUUUAUUUGGCGGUAUUGCUGCGACGUAUUCUUCUCUCCAAACCAUGUUGCAAAGCGAAUUCAGCCCUCCAACAUAUGCUCGCUUUUGGAGCGAAAAGGCGAGACUGCUCGAAGAGCAGAAAAUCACAGCUUUUGAAAACGGAAAAAUUGCCUGCUGCGGAAUGUAUCGCAACAUUUCCGCCCUCGGUCACAAUUCUUGCAUUCUGACGCCUGCUUUUCUAGAAGCGAUUCCAAAGAAGUAA